Messenger RNA from Colletotrichum phormii, 2275 nucleotides. RefSeq names its product 3-hydroxyacyl-CoA dehydrogenase. The record is from RefSeq and is a predicted model, not a curated record. Bases 362 to 2140 code for a protein of 592 amino acids. Gene Ontology annotation, biological process: fatty acid metabolic process. Gene Ontology annotation, molecular function: oxidoreductase activity, acting on the CH-OH group of donors, NAD or NADP as acceptor; NAD+ binding. NCBI's taxonomy places the organism in Eukaryota, Fungi, Ascomycota, Sordariomycetes, Glomerellales, Glomerellaceae. The transcript has 3 exons.
CAGCCGUCAAUGCGUCUUUUCCCUUUCUAUUUUCUUCACGCCACCAAACCAAACCAGACCGCUCAAGACGCCUUACUAAGAUGUGCAGGCUCGUUAUCGGGACCCACGAUGACCGACUCGACGGGUCUCCGGCAACCUCGGCGACUCGCGAGUGCUCAGGGGAAUAACGAUGUGCUCCGCCGAAAUGUUUGACGGAAGCUUUCUCUAGCUUCUAGCCUGAUUUGCGACGCGUCUUCGAUGCAUAUAUAAGUUCAUCUGCCGUCUUGGCCUUUGUGAGGUGUCAUUCUGCGCCGUAGAUCUUACCUCAUUGGACCCUGAACCCUUACUUUGAUCCUCAACUCUAAUAAUUCCUACCGCAUCAAUGGCUUCACUACCAUCCAACUACGGCGACCGCCCGGUCGCUGUACUCGGCGGCGGCGUACUUGGACGUCGCAUUGCCUGCACAUGGGCAUCCGGCGGCUACAACGUCCAAGUCCGCGAACCUGAAUCCAAGCAACACCAGCCCUGCCUAGACUACGUCAAGCAAAAUGUCGACACAUACCCAGCUUCAGGCCGUAAGCGCCCCGGAACCGUCAAAGUCUUUACCGAUCUCGAGACCUCCGUCGCAAACGCCUGGCUCGUCAUCGAAGCCGUCCCAGAACGGAUCCAGAUCAAGACGGACACCUUUGCGGACCUAGAAGCCCACGCGCCUGCGGAUGCCAUCCUCUCCAGCAACUCGUCGUCAUACAGAUCCUCAGAAAUGCUCGAAAAAGUGAGGGAUGAGACAAAGACGCGCAUUAUGAACACGCAUUACUACAUGCCUCCACACAACAUGGUUGUCGAGCUGAUGACGGACGGAUUCACGAACCCUGAGAUCUUCCCGUUCAUGACGGAGAGGCAGAAGGAGGUUGGAACGAGGCCGUUUACUGCGCGCAAGGAAUCCACUGGAUUUGUAUUCAAUCGAUUGUGGGCUGCGAUUAAGAGAGAGACAUUAUCGAUCCUUGCUGAGGGCGUGUCGAGUCCUGAGGAGAUUGAUACUCUUUUCUACGAGCUCAGCAAGCACGGCAAGGGCCCUUGCACGAUGAUGGACGAGGUCGGCCUCGAUACCGUCGCCUUCAUCGAAGACCACUACGUCAAGGAGCGCGGCCUGUCUCCCGAAAACACUGUCGACUUCCUGCAACGCGAGUACAUCUCCAAGGGCCGCCUCGGCAACAAGUCAACAAAGGGUGGUCUCUACCCCCACCUCCCCAAGAUCGUCGCCCUCGAUCUCGGCUUAGCGAACGAGAACGACGCCUCAACCUCCGGACAGGUCCUCCAGCUCUCAUCGGAGGGCAAGCUAGAGCGCGUCCUCGUCGACCGGCAACACGUGCCCGACGGCAUCGACAUUGACGCCAACGACACCCAGCGCAUGAUCUGGACGUGCAUGGGAACGCCAGGCAAGCAAGACGGCGCCGUCCUCUCUUCAAACCUCGACGGCACCGACGUCAAGUCCCUCUUCGAGCCCGGCACCAUCAACACCCCGAAACAACUCGUCAUCGAGCCCGUCUUCAAGAAGAUCUACUUCUGCGACCGCGAAGGCAUGAAAGUCUACCGCGCCAACCUCGACGGGAGCGACCUCGAGACCCUCAUCAUCGGCGGCACCGAUGCCUCGGACCUGAAGACGUGGUGCGUCGGCAUCUCUGUCGCGCCGAAGCUGGGCAAGUUCUACUGGACGCAAAAGGGCGCGCCCAAGUCUGGUCAAGGCCGCAUCUUCUGCGCAAAUAUCAACAUGCCGGCGGGCAAGACGGCUGAGACGAGAGAGGAUGUCGAGUGUUUCCUUGGCGACUUGCCGGAGCCCAUUGAUCUGGAGGUUGAUGAGGAGACGCAUACUAUUUUCUGGACUGAUCGUGGCGAGAUCCCCAAGGGCAACACGCUCAACCGGGCCAACCUCGAUCCUAUGACGGGUUUGCUGUUGCUAUCUGAGGGAUCCAAGAAGUAUGAGAUUUUGGUGAGACACCUCAAUGAGGCGAUUGGUGUCAAGUUGGACCAGGAGAAUGGGCACGUUUACUUCAGCGAUCUUGGCGGCAGCAUCUACCGCUGCAAUGUGGAUGGAUCGGAGAAGAAGAAGAUCUUCUCUGAUGAUAACCGCACUAUUUCUGGCAUUGCUGUUCUUCGGAUUUAGACCUGAGAGUCUGAGUGGGAUAGAUAGUGGAUGAUUUAGAUGGCGUUUGGGGUCAUAGGAGUUGUCGUGGCGAGAAUUGUGUAUAGAAGCUAUAGAUCGAUAUCCGGGCAUGGGCGGCGAUCUCGUCAAUUGGAU